Molecule: messenger RNA, 1353 nt
Organism: Pediculus humanus corporis (human body louse)
Lineage: Eukaryota; Metazoa; Arthropoda; Insecta; Psocodea; Pediculidae
Exons: 2
Coding region: 1-1353 (450 amino acids)
Source: RefSeq, a predicted model, not a curated record
AUGUUAGUCAAAGAAUUGGGGGGUGGGAGAAGAAAAAAUGAUGACGAAGGCAUAGAGUAUGAAAACGUUAUGGAAAAAUCAAAGGAAGAUAAAGAAAAGGAAACGGCGGUGGCGGUGGCGGAAAACACGAUUUAUUUCAGCGACGGUGGUGGAAGGGGAGAAGGAGUAAAAGAAAAUAAAAAAAAAAAUAUAGAAAUAAAAAAAUCAACGGUCGAAAUAAAAAUAUCGUCAUCGUCUUGUUGCGAUUUGAGUAAAAAAUCACAAACGAAUUUAUAUAUUCCGGAACAUUAUUCAACUCCCGAACCUCAGGGACCUACGAAAACCGUUAAAAAAGAUGAUUUAAAUCUAAGCGAUUUAUGUAGCAUAAGAUUUUCCUUUCUCGAUAGCAGCCCCCCCCCUACCGAAGACAAAUCAAAAGAAUAUGUUUACGAUACCAUAGAGGAAACAAAAACGAACGUGGAAGAAACGCUCAAUCGUGAUUACGUAACCGUUUCCGAUAGUUCGGAAAACGUUUAUUCCUCACCGAGAACAUCGUUAAAUUCUCAAACUAUUUCCGGUGAAUUUCACACACCAACGGAAUACGUUACGAGCGAUCAAGAAGCCGGAUGUUCACCUGAUAAAUCCGAUGGCGAUUCUGAACUUUUUUACGCCACUUCGGAAGUUUUAAAUUUAAGACCUCCGACACCUUAUAAAAAAAGAAAAUCAUCAUCCGAUUACGAAGAUUUAGAAUUGGAAGAUGAAGAAUUACCGGAAAUCCCAAUCGAAUCCCCGGAAAUAAACGAUAAUUUGGAUGAAUAUGCUGACGUGGACGUGAACGAUUAUUGUCGACACCGUGAAGAAAAUCCAAAAAAAUUAAAUUUAAAUCCGAAAGAUAAAAAAGCCAUUGUUAAAGUUCGUUCGAAAAUAAACAAAGCGUGGAAAUCAAUGAAAAAUUGGAUAAACGAAGAUCGGGAAAUUCGAGAAUGUUCGAAUAAUAAUGUGAAUGUAAAAAAACCUCUCACCAUUGACGUUAUAAAAGUAUUGAAAAAAAAUGAAAAAGACGUGGAUGAAGAUGAAACGGACACGACGAUGGGACGUCGUCGUAGCGAAAGUCCCGAUUCCGAUAUAAAUAAUCAAAAAUUUUCCUUUUCCAACGAAAAUAUAAAAUUUAUUGACGUUGAAAAAAGGGAAAAUUCUGAUUCUGGAACUUAUAUGGACAUGACGAGAUGUCAAAUUCCAGAAUGUUCCACUGAUAUUUUUCAAAGUUUGACAAUUUUGAGAAAAAAAUUUGACGGUUCGUCUUCCGGUACUACUCCAUCAUUGAAAAAAUUCAGAAUUUAUCCAGAGACAGUGUCAGGUGAUUUAAACCGCUGA